GCGGGGCCCGAGGGGGCGAAGAUCGACGCCAGUAAGAACGAGGAGGAUGAAGGCCAUUCAAACUCCUCCCCACGAAACACUGAAGUAGCGACGGCACAGCGGGAAGAAUGGAAAAUGUUUAUAGGAGGCCUUAGCUGGGACACUACAAAGAAAGAUCUGAAGGACUACUUUUCCAAAUUUGGUGAAGUUGUAGACUGCACUCUGAAGUUAGAUCCUAUCACAGGGCGAUCAAGGGGUUUUGGCUUUGUGCUAUUUAAAGAGUCGGAGAGUGUAGAUAAGGUCAUGGAUCAGAAAGAACAUAAAUUGAAUGGGAAAGUCAUUGAUCCUAAAAGGGCCAAAGCCAUGAAAACAAAAGAGCCCGUCAAAAAAAUUUUUGUUGGUGGCCUUUCUCCAGAUACACCAGAAGAAAAAAUAAGAGAGUAUUUUGGUGGUUUUGGUGAGGUGGAAUCCAUAGAGCUUCCCAUGGACAACAAGACCAAUAAGAGGCGUGGGUUCUGUUUUAUUACCUUUAAGGAAGAGGAACCAGUGAAGAAGAUAAUGGAAAAGAAAUACCACAAUGUUGGUCUUAGUAAAUGUGAAAUAAAAGUAGCCAUGUCGAAGGAACAGUAUCAGCAACAGCAGCAGUGGGGAUCUAGAGGAGGGUUUGCAGGAAGAGCUCGUGGAAGAGGUGGUGAUCAGCAGAGUGGUUAUGGGAAAGUAUCCAGGCGAGGUGGUCAUCAAAAUAGCUACAAACCAUACUAAAUUAUUCCAUUUGCAACUUAUCCCAACAGGUGGUGAAGCAGUAUUUUCCAAUUUGAAGAUUCAUUUGAAGGUGGCUCCUGCCACCUGCUAAUAGCAGUUCAAACUAAAUUUUUUCUAUCAAGUUCCCGAAUGGAAGUAUGACGUUGGGUCCCUCUGAAGUUUAAUUCUGAGUUCUCAUUAAAAGAAAUUUGCUUUCAUUGUUUUAUUUCUUAA
This is a messenger RNA of Myodes glareolus (Bank vole), 954 nucleotides long. Lineage: Eukaryota; Metazoa; Chordata; Mammalia; Rodentia; Cricetidae. The record is from RefSeq and is a predicted model, not a curated record.